Molecule: messenger RNA, 6453 nt
Organism: Colletes gigas
Lineage: Eukaryota; Metazoa; Arthropoda; Insecta; Hymenoptera; Colletidae
Gene: DCX-EMAP
Product: echinoderm microtubule-associated protein-like CG42247
Exons: 16
Coding region: 1-3282 (1093 amino acids)
Biological process (GO): microtubule cytoskeleton organization; intracellular signal transduction
Cellular component (GO): mitotic spindle
Molecular function (GO): microtubule binding
Source: RefSeq, a predicted model, not a curated record
AUGAUCGCUGCUGAAAAUCAGUCGAGUUCGCGUGCCGGCUCCAGGCUGGGGCAGUUCGAGGAGCUAGCGGCUGACGGAAGCGUGGGUGGCGGCAACGGGGGUGGUGUAGCCGCUACAACCACUACCUCGGAGCCAGGUGUAAUGAAGAAGGAGGAGCAGGAGGCGCCACGAAACGAGAACUCGACGAAAGAGGGAAGCGGCGCAGCGACAGUAACUACACCUAGCGGCGUCGUUGGGACGAUUUUGACGAUGCCUGGCGGGGGCGCUCGAAGCGACGAGGAGCAAGAGGAGGAGGAGGAGGCAGAAGAGGAGGAGGAGGAGGAGGACGACGACGAGGAGGAUGGAGUGGAAGUGGAGGGUGGAGCGGCGCAGGAGGCGGUCGGUGGCGAGGGUGGGGGUGGAGGCGGCAUGGCCGGCUUCUGGAGGCAGAGCAGACCCUCCAGUCCCCGCAUGCCGCCUCCGGAGCAGCCGGAGCACAGGCCUAAGAGCCGACACGAGCCGGCGCCCGCGAGAUACAACAACCUCGGCUAUUGGAGGGCCAGAAGAGUCACUUUCUACAAGAAUGGCGACCCGUAUUUUCCUGGCAUCGAGUUCAGGUUCAAGCCAGGACGAGACAUCGGCUCCCUGGAGGCACUGUUGGACAGGCUGUCCCUCCGAAUGGACCUGCCCAGGGGGGCGCGACACAUCUUCUCCAUGGACGGCGAUCGGAAGCUCACCCUGGACGAGCUCGAGGACGGUGCCUCGUACGUCGUAUCGAGCUACAAGUCGUUCAAGCCGGCCAGCUAUGGAAAGAAGAGCAACACUUGGUACACGAGCCCCACUGGAGGAGGCAGCAGAGGUGGAGGAGGUGCCGGAGGUGGCGUCGGAGGUUGGCAAAGCAGACCACCAGCGGUGGCGAGUCUCAGCAGGAAAGCUUCCAUCACCGACGAAGCACCACCUCCUGGAGGCGGAAAGCCUUCCUCGGGACGCGUUAUACGGAUCGUCAACAACCACGAUCACACAGUGCAGUGUCGAGUCUUGUUGAACCUCCGCACCUCCCAGCCAUUCGAGGAGGUGUUGGAAGACCUUGGACAAGUGCUGAAGAUGAAUGGGGCCAAGAGGAUGUUCACAGUUUCCGGUCAAGAGGUGAGGAGUUUCUCGCAACUGAGGAACGAAUUCGCGGACGUGGACACCUUUUACUUGGGCACCGGAUCCGGUAUCGGGAUCGUGGGCGCGGUGACAGAGUCCCCGGCGAGGAGAUCCAGGUCGAGAGGUCCGCCCACCGUGGUCGAGGACAUCGGUCGUCAAAGACGGGCUCGCAGCAAGAGUAGACCUCGAGCCCUCUACGCCCCCGAUUCUGACGUCGUCCGAGUAAACGAUUACAGCGUGGUCGAGGUGCUGCGCGACGAACCGGCCAGGGUGACGAUCCGGGGUCUCAGACGUUCGUUUUACCCGCCCUCGCACCUGCCGCCGGUGGACAACUCACCGCCGGAGAAGAAGCUACAACUCGAGUGGGUUUACGGAUAUCGGGGCACCGAUACCCGCAGAAACCUCUGGGUUCUGCCCAGCGGCGAGCUGCUCUACUACGUCGCUGCCGUGGCUGUUCUCUUCGACAGAGAGGAAAAUGCACAACGGCAUUACGUGGGCCACACGGAGGACAUCACGUGCAUGGAGGUUCACCCGAGCAGAGAGCUGGUCGCGUCCGGGCAAAAAGCUGGCAGACACAGAAAGGCGCAACCGCACGUUCGCAUAUGGUCGACAGAGACUCUUCUCACACUUUACGUGUUCGGGAUGACUGAGUUCCAGAUGGGCGUCUCAGCGUUGGCGUUCUCGCAGCUGAACGGGGGUAGCUACGUGUUGGCUGUCGACGCUGGAAGGGAAGCGAUACUCUCCGUGUGGCAGUGGCAGUGGGGCCAUUUGCUGGGCAAAGUGGCGACUAUGCAAGAAGACUUGACCGGUGCUGCGUUCCACCCCCUCGACGAUAAUCUUUUAAUAACGCAUGGUCGAGGACACCUGACUUUCUGGAACCGGCGAAAGGACGGUUUCUUCGAACGAACGGACAUCAUUAAGCCUCCAUCGCGCACCCACGUAACGAGCAUUCAGUUCGAGCAAGAUGGCGACGUCGUGACCGCGGACAGCGACGGUUUCAUCACCGUUUACUCCGUAGACGCGGACGGAGCCUAUUUCGUUCGAAUGGAGUUCGAGGCGCACAACAAGGGCAUCAGUUCGCUGGUUAUGCUAUCGGAGGGUACAUUACUCUCUGGCGGAGAAAAAGAUCGCAAAAUCGCCGCGUGGGACUCUCUGCAAAAUUACAAACGCAUCACCGACACAAAGCUACCGGAAGCAGUGGGAGGAGUCCGUAGCAUUUAUCCCCAGCGGCCCGGAAGAAACGAUGGGAACAUAUAUGUUGGCACCACGAGGAACAAUAUAUUGGAAGGAUCGCUUCAGAGAAGAUUCAAUCAAGUCGUGUUUGGUCAUGGUAGGCAGUUGUGGGGACUGGCGGUCCACCCUGACGACGAAGUCUUUGCCACGGCGGGUCAUGACAAGAACAUUGCCCUAUGGCGAAGACACAAACUUUUGUGGACGACGCAGGUGGGUUUCGAGUGCAUCUGCAUAGCGUUCCAUCCAUUCGGAGUGGCUCUUGCUGCUGGAUCCUCGGAGGGUCAUCUCCUUGUUCUCGCGGCGGACACCGGCACCGCCGUAGCAACCCUCAGAGUUUGUGGAUCGCCGUUAUCGUGCAUCGGCUACAAUCCCACCGGAGAAAUAGUAGCGAUGGGCUCGCAGAACGGUAGCGUGUACCUUUUCAGAGUGUCCAGAGACGGAUUCUCGUACAAGAAGAGCAACAAGAUACGCGGAACACAGCCAUUGGUGCAACUCGACUGGAGCUCGGACAGCAGAUUCCUUCAGACCGUCACUCAGGAUUACGACCUAGUUUUCUGGGACGUGAAGGCCUUGUCGUCGGAGAAGAGUCCGUUGGUGAUGAAGGACGUGAAAUGGUACACUCACAAUUGUAUGGUUGGCUACAUGGUCUCUGGUAUGUGGAAUAAUCGUUACUACCCGCUGACGACGGUUCUAACGACGUCGAGCAGAUCGGCGGCGCACGACAUGUUGGUCAGCGGUGACGCGGAGGGCUACCUGAGGCUGUUCAGGUACCCGUGUACCAGCGCGAAGGCCGAGUACGUCGAGGAGAAGGUGUACAGCUCGUUGGUGGCUUGCGCCAGAUUCCUUUACAACGAUCAGAACGUGGUCACCGUCGGUGGAACCGACGCUGCGCUGAUGCUUUGGGAAUUGGUCGACGAAUAAACGGAAGUAAUCUAUACUCCUCGACCGUUCAGACACUUUUCCAUACUUUCGAAGGUCUGAUUCCGGAACCUUCAAUCCGUCCCCUCGCGACGACAUUCAGUCGCGAGUUUUUAAUACCUACACCGAUCGAACGAACGUUUAUCUAAUCGUUGAACGACGUUCCGGUGAAACAUUUUAAUAAUCCUGAGAUUCCCGAUGGGGGUUUUCAACAACGUACCAUAGUCGGUACUAGAAACCAAUUUAGAAGCGCUUUGGGAACUGUUUGGCGCUCGUUGUUGUAGCACCGCGCCACGUGCCGGUGUAUCGUUCCGAAGACAGGACGUUUUUGAAGUUUUCGAGUCGAUUUCGCACGGUGUUAAUCCGCCAUUGGUGGGGUAUUUGCAUCCUAAUAAAAAAAUUCCUGGAAUUAAUACAUUUGUAUCUAAUUUUGUUAAAUUAGUAAAAUAGAAAAUAAACACGAUUCGAAAAGCUUUGUUCAAUUUAACUGAUUAACUUUGUUAAAUUUACGAGGGUACAAAAAACGACUUUCUUCCGGUACAAAUACCCCACUGUAUUCGUCCCCCGAGACCGUGAAAGCGAUACGAUGAUCCGGACCGAUAAAGUAAUUACAUAUACUGUUUUCACCUGGGCAAGAUAAGAUCUGCUAAUGAGAAUUUUAUUAACGCUGCGACUCGCAGUGAGUAGAUGUAAAAGAUUACAAAUAUUUUUCAAGACUCUCAAAAAAUAGAAUAAAAAAAGAAAUCAAUUUUCUCAAAAUUCCAAAAUACUUGAUCAAAACAGAAAUUCUUUUUUGUUUGGAUAUAAGAGAAAUCUCGUUUCCAGUCGCUAAUAAGUUAAUGCGUUAAACAAAUCUUCGAUAACGGUUCGGGGGCCGAAGAUUCGAUCGGCGAGAAAAAUAAACCGAGCAGGCGGAGGAUCCAUUUUCACUUUCUCCAUCUUCCAAACCGUUUUGUUGCGCUGCCAUUUCUCUGGCGCACGCGUUCGGGAGAUAACGAACCCGCUAACGAUAACACGUUAUCGGGGCCACAAUGUUGCAGUACGUACAACAAACAGUACGAAAUAGCCACACGCGCGAACGACGCGUGUCCGUAGUAAUAAAGAGAAAAAUAAAACAACGUGCACGUUCAGGAGCGUGCGAUCGGGGCGCUGGCGCCCCUUGGUAGAUCUUAAGCGACGAAAAUAGAUGCGAACCAACCCCGGGAGGUAACAAAUACUUAAAAAGAAAAUCAAAAAAAAUUAAAACAAAAAAAUAAUUCGCACCCCCUUUUUCUUCCCCGUAUCGGGACACGACGCAGAGUGGACCGGAUCGAACUUUUUGGCGACAUUCUUCUCCACUGCAAAAAUAUACAAUUUCCUUAAUUUUUUAAUCGCCAAGAUCGAUGGAUAUUUAUAAAUACAAGUUCAACGAGUAUCGAUACGAGAAAUUUGAUUUUCGAGAGACUCGAUUCGGACCACCGUGCGACGAUCCAUAAUUGUUCGCUCUUCGUCGUUUCGAAGAUUUUAGAGAAUAUGCUGUUGCGGGUCAACGCGCCUCUCCGUCGGUCCUCCCUCGUUCACACAUCCGUUUCUAGAGGAAAAAAAAAACAAACGGAAGUAUAUAGAGUAUACAGAGUUUACGCGAUUAUAUUAUUAUAUGAAAUGAAUAAAUAUAUACAUAGUCGUAGAUGCAAACGAUGACACGAUUCGUCCGUUGUUAGCCGCCGUAAAGCACGGGAUCGUCACUGCCAAGGCGUCGAGUUCGAAAUUUCAAUCGCGCGGCCCGCAUCGGGGCAAAUUUUAUUCGCUGUAAACUGAUAAAAAAAAAAAUUCUCUUUCAAAUCGUUCGUAAACUAGCUUUCGAAGUUGAACAAAUUCAUUUGCAGACCAGAACGUAUCGACGAAUUCUUUAAACCAAUAUUCGAGCUCGUAACAUUUUUACUCGCGAAUGAAAUUUGCUACGAAUCCGAUCCGCGCGGUUUCUAGAACUAACCUCACCUGCGAGCUACGUCGCGCGAUUCGGCGCGAAAUCAAUUGGCUGGUCAAGGUCACUCUCCUUCCUCCUCCACUCCUGCUGUUGUCGCCGAACUCAAACGCGUGUUCGAAGGUCCGAUAAAAAGAGAGGUUAUCCCCGCUUUGACGUCACGCUAGAGACGGGGAAUGCGUAAAUGUUUGUCGGUGACCGUCGCAGGCCAAUUGAUUUUCCACCGAAAUAUCCAAACGCUCGCUAUUAAAACUUUAAACGACAACUAUAUGCACGUAUUUGUUAUAUUUAAAGCGUCGACAGCGAGCGUUCGUAUACUUUCGCGAGCCACUGUACUUCGAACUUUGUCGACACGCGCGCUAGAACCCUUUUUUACGUUCUACGCUGUAAGUUUGUAAAAGAAAAACGACCGAUACGAUAUAUUUAUCAAUAAUUGAUACCAGAUCUCGACCGUUGACACACGGCCCCAUUAGCGCCCGCGCGUUUAUACGUCAGUGCGCGAAUAAUUUGUUAUUAAGUCAUUCGCAUCGCCCCAACUUCUAUUUAGCUCUUGUUGCCCCUGGAGGUGUACAGAGUAUUAUCUUUUUCGAGGAAUCGUAGAGGAAACUUUUUGGUCGCUUGGUAAUGUACAAAUAUCGUAGACGUGUAUCGUUGAUGCAAAUGGAUUAAUUGUAUUCUGUAAUAGAUCGUGAAACGUCGACGCGUCACGAUAGCGAGCAGGACUGAAUUUUGGUCUUCGAUGCGCUCUGAAAAAAAAAAAAAAAAUACGAAAUGGAAUCAAACGAUCCCCCCCUCCCGUAAUCUUUAGCGCGAUGUCGUAACAGUGUAGAGAAGCUAUCUUACUAUAAUAAAUACUGCACAUUAGAUACACGAUAGUUCGAUCUCUGUCACCAAACUUUCCUCCAUAAAAGUCAAAGUCAAUCUCGUAGUCGCAUUCAAAUUUUAUUGCUUGCUACCCAGCUUCUAUUAUAGCAUUUGUGGUACCAGAUAGUUCGCGGUGUAUCUCUAGAUUUCACGGUUGAUUUAACUAUUUUGAAAAAGUUCUAAAGCGUUAACGCUUGGCGUUCGUGCGAUCGAGGAUUUGCAAUACAACGAACUGCAUGAAUAGAAAUAGCAUAAUAGCGUCACGUCUAAGACAGGAUACGCUAGAUGUUAUUGAUGAGCCCGACUAGCAAAUCUAGGACAAAACACAGUAAUAUUGCUCUUUCUAC